This is a messenger RNA of Betta splendens (Siamese fighting fish), 2807 nucleotides long. RefSeq names its product CTP synthase 1-like. The record is from RefSeq and is a predicted model, not a curated record. NCBI's taxonomy places the organism in Eukaryota, Metazoa, Chordata, Actinopteri, Anabantiformes, Osphronemidae. Gene Ontology annotation, biological process: CTP biosynthetic process; pyrimidine nucleobase biosynthetic process. Gene Ontology annotation, cellular component: cytoplasm; cytoophidium. The transcript has 18 exons. Gene Ontology annotation, molecular function: CTP synthase activity; identical protein binding. Bases 181 to 1947 code for a protein of 588 amino acids.
AAACCGGAAGUAGAGGCGCUGCGCUCUUGUGGAUAAUUCGGCGUUGCUUACACGUGUUUUCACUGCCGCAGGAACGUGGCGUUCAGUGCUUCGUAAACAGGGGAACAUUUAGAAAGUUACCUCAACAAAACGUCAGUUGUUAACACGUUCUUGUAAUCUCGUUAGGCUUCUCGUACCAAUAUGAAGUACAUCCUGGUCACGGGUGGUGUCAUAUCUGGUAUUGGUAAGGGCAUCAUUGCCAGCAGCGUGGGAACAAUCCUCAAGUCCUGCGGCCUUCACGUCACAGCCAUCAAGAUCGACCCGUAUAUCAACAUAGAUGCUGGCACCUUUUCACCGUAUGAACAUGGCGAAGUCUAUGUUCUUGACGAUGGCGGCGAGGUCGAUCUGGACUUGGGCAAUUAUGAGCGAUUUCUGGACAUCCGUCUGACCAGAGACAACAACCUCACUACUGGAAAGAUUUAUCAGUCUGUAAUCAACAAGGAGAGGAGGGGAGACUACCUGGGCAAAACUGUACAAGUGGUCCCCCACAUCACAGAUGCCAUCCAGGAAUGGGUGAUGAAACAGGCGAGGAUUUCCGUGGAUGACGAUGGCAUGGAGCCUCAAGUUUGUGUCAUUGAGCUGGGAGGCACAGUGGGGGACAUCGAGAGCAUGCCCUUCAUAGAGGCCUUCAGACAGUUCCAGUUCAAGGUGAAGAGGGAAAACUUCUGCAACAUCCAUGUCAGCUUGAUACCACAGCCCAAUACCACUGGAGAGCAGAAAACGAAACCCACCCAGAACAGCAUCAGAGAGCUGCGAGGCCUGGGCCUGUCUCCAGAUUUGAUUAUGUGCCGCUGCACAACGCCUUUAGAAACAGCUGUCAAAGAGAAGAUCUCCAUGUUCUGUCAUGUGGAGCCAACACAGGUCAUCUGUGUCCACGAUGUGGCUUCGGUGUACAGGGUGCCACUGCUGCUGGAGGACCAGGGUGUUGUGAGCUACUUUUGUCAGCGGCUGAACCUCCCUGUGGAGAUGAGGCCCAGAAAGAUGCUCACAAAGUGGAAGGAGAUGGCUGACCGAACCGACCGCCUCCUGGAGCAUGUCUCCAUAGCCCUAGUGGGAAAGUACACUAAAUUAUCCGACUCCUACACCUCGGUUAUUAAGGCCCUAGAGCACUCAGCCCUCGCAAUUAAUCACAAGCUAGAGGUCAAGUACAUAGAUUCUGCAGACCUGGAAAGCACCACUCUGCAGGAGGAGCCAGUGAAAUAUCACGAGGCCUGGCAGAAGCUCUGCAGCUCUCAUGCUGUGCUGGUGCCAGGAGGUUUUGGAGUGAGAGGCACAGAAGGCAAGAUACAGGCUAUUAACUGGGCAAGGAAACAGAAUAAGCCUUUCCUGGGAGUGUGUUUGGGCAUGCAGCUGGCAGUGUGCGAGUUCGCCCGGAAUGUUCUCGGAUGGGCAGAUGCAAACUCCACAGAAUUUAACCCAGAAUCCAAACACCCUGUGGUGAUUGAUAUGCCAGAGCACAACCCAGGGCAGAUGGGCGGGACGAUGAGGUUGGGGAAGAGGCGGACAAUUUUCAAAUCCAGCACCAGUGUUCUGAGAAAACUAUAUGGAAACGUGGAAUAUGUAGAGGAGCGGCACAGACACCGGUUUGAGGUGAAUCCUGAGCUGAAGCACCACUUUGAGGAAAAGGGUCUUCAGUUUGUUGGUCAGGAUGUGGAAGGAGAGCGAAUGGAGGUCAUUGAAUUGGAGGACCACUGUUAUUUUGUUGGCGUGCAGUACCAUCCUGAGUUCACAUCCAGACCCAUCAAACCUUCCCCACCUUACUUCGGCCUCCUGCUAGCGGCUGCAGGGAAACUGCAGAGCUUCCUGAGCAAGGGCUGUCGUCUUUCUCCUCGGGACACGUACAGUGACCGCAGUGGCAGCAGCUCUCCUGAGAUGGAGAUCUCAGAGCUGAAGUUCCUCUCUUUGUAGGUGUAAAUGAAUUCAAGGCCCAGAAGAAAAUCUGCUCUGCCCUGAACUGCCCCCUCAAAACCAAAACAUGCGGUGAACUGUUUUGACUCAAUCUUUGGUGAACUUCUUAAUGGUUUUAAUCAUGCAAUGGACGUUCUUAAAAUUAACUCUGGUGUGUUAGAGUUGCUCCUAUAACCAAAAGCAAAGAUGAAAAUAUUUAUGGAAGUGUUGUAAGGAAUGAUGUGGGGUUUGUGAAAGGGAGAAGAGUCAGGGUGAAAUAUUAAAAGGACUUUGGGGGUCGUGAGGUCAGGGUCUGUCCAUCCAGAUACUGGAAAAACCAGCGUGUGAAAACUUUAAAUUUGAUCCUAUUUGAAUUGCUUGUUCCUUAUUUUAUGUUUUUCUUUUAGAUUUCAUGCCAACGCUAGAACACUCAUUCAGCAUUUCUACACACAAAGAGGCCAAGGUGCCACAUUGUUUAUGAAAUCAUAAUUUGAUUCUGUAGUAUUUGCAGAUCCAUGCAACUCAGUGCUGCUGCUACUUUUUUAUUCCUCCUACCUAAACGACCUUAUCCAUUACAUAACUUAUAUUCUUGAGAAAACAACUCUAUUGCCUGUUGCAGCCAUACGUGACCCAAAACUAGAAUAAGAUGCACCGAUGCACGGUCCUCUUUAAGUGAAGCAGAGUCAACUGUACGUAUGAAAACUUGGUCCUAAACGAUAUCUGUCACUUUGAAUUCAUAACUCUCUCUACAGGUAACUUAUUGAUGUGCAUCCUUGCAUUCUCUGUUCCUUUGUAUUAAAGUCAUGCUUUGGUUUUUAUAUUUAUGGAGCACAACUAUGACGUGAUGUGGCACUGUUCUGAAUAAAUGCAUCUCGUGACAA